This is a messenger RNA of Auxenochlorella protothecoides, 1485 nucleotides long. Its product is annotated as DEAD-box ATP-dependent RNA helicase 47B. Gene Ontology annotation, molecular function: RNA binding; ATP binding; RNA helicase activity. Lineage: Eukaryota; Viridiplantae; Chlorophyta; Trebouxiophyceae; Chlorellales; Chlorellaceae. The record is from RefSeq and is a predicted model, not a curated record. The coding region runs from base 1 to 1485 and encodes 494 amino acids. The transcript has 5 exons.
AUGGCGUCCCCUCAGCAACUCCUGGCGAAACCGGGGCUGGAGGCUUGCCGCAUCUCUGAGCCCAGCGAAGUGCAGAUCUCGGCCAUCCCCGUCCUCCUCUCCGGUCGCAAUGCGGCCAUCCAGAGCUACACUGGGAGCGGGAAGACUCUGGCCUACCUGCUCCCCAUCUUGACCCUGAUCUCGCGGCGGCAGGCCGAGGGUUCACGGGCGCCUGGCUCCCGGGCGCGGGGAAGCAAGGCUACCGACGGCCCCGCUGCCAUCGUGGUCGCGCCCUCGCACGAGCUCGCCAUGCAGAUCGUGCGCGUCGCGCAGUCCUUCUUCGACCCCGACCAGCGGCGCCGGGUGCAGCAGUGCAUAGGCGGCGCCAGCACGUGGCGGCAGCAGGAAGCGCUGAAGGAGCACCGUCCCUGGCUCGUGGUGGGCACGCCGGGCCGCCUGGCGGAGCUCUCGCGCGCGGGCGCCCUCCAGACACAUCACACGGGCAUCCUGGUGCUGGACGAGGCCGACCAGCUGCUGGCCCCCCAGUUCAGCCAGGACGUGGGCCGCCUGGCGGACCACGUGGGCCGGGGCCUGGCCGCUGGGCGGCAGACGGUGCUGGUGUCGGCGACGCUCAACCCCACCAACCUGGCCCUGGCGGCCACCUGGUGCCGCGACCCGGUGCCCCUGCUCACGGGCCAAGGCCGGACCCAGGUGCCGGAGGAUGACGUGAUCGGCGAAUCAUCCUCAGACGUCGGGCACCGCGAGGCCACAGCCUCCCCGGCGCCCGGCUGGGGCUGGGGGCGGCGCGCCGCGGCCGCCAGCCCGGGCAGCAGCGCGGGCGGCGUGGGCACGGGCCUGGGCGCGCCUGCGCCCGUGCUGCCGCCGGGGCUGGUGCACCUCGUGGCGGGCACCGCGCCGCACCACGCGGCCGACACGCUGCGCCGCGGCAUCCACGCGCUGGACGCGCAGCGCGCGCUGGUCUUCAUGAACUUCCAGGACCGGCUGCGCGACGUGCAGGGCAAGCUGGAGGCGCGCGGCAUGCCCGCCGCCUCGCUGCACGGCGAGCUGAGCAAGCAGGAGCGCCAGGCCACGCUGGCCGCCUUCACCGCGGGGCGCUUCCGCGCGCUGCUGGUGUCCGAUGUCGCGGCGCGCGGCCUGGACAUCCCGGACUGCGACGCGGUCUUCAACCUGGAGCUGCCCACCGACGCCAGCCACUACGCGCACCGCGCGGGGCGCACCGCGCGAGCCGGGCGCUCGGGCGUGGUGGUGUCUCUCGUGUCUGGAGGCCAAUCCUACGUGGUCCAGCGCUUUGGCAAGCGGCUGGGUGUGGACAUCCAGCCAGUGGAGUUCCGGCACGGGGUGGUGGAGCGGGUGAGGGAGGACCAGCUUGCACCACCCAGGAAGGCCGCCGGUGGGGGUCCCAAGGCCGAGGGAACAGGACAGGCGGCGCCCCUCGCGCUCAAGGCCACCAGGAAGACAGCGAAGAAGGGGUACCGAUCGCACUAG